CGCUAAAACGCAUCGUUGUAGUGCUCAAGUGCUCCAAGGUAAUUAGCCAGCAGGUGAAGAAAUAGUGAGUAAAUAUCAAUCAAAGUGUUUUUUAUUAAUACUGUUGAACAUCAAAAUGAGUGUAAAAAUUGAAAAUAUUGAAUCGGAAAAUCCAAAAAUAAUACAACCGCAGUACAGCGUCCAAAAUGUCUGCCCGCUUCAAACAAGCGCUACUGAAGCGCCUCUAUCAGGAGAAAAAGGAAAUGAUAGUGAUAGAAAAGAAGCAAACCAAGUGGGUGCAACAAAUGGGAAGAAGAAAAAACAUAGACGAGGUAAAUGUAAGAGAAAACCUAAUAAACCGUAUAAUAAAACAGCCUGGACCCAACGUAAGAAUGUCCAAAAAGAAAUGAUGAGAGUUCGUAGUGCCCGUGCUAAAAUAUUAGCCAUGGGGCACACAUUAGUUCCUUGUAACACAAACCAAUUUCUCAUGGAAGAUCAUGAUGUACCUCAACCAAGGAUUCCAUCUGCCAGAACUCGAGACUCUAGCUUUAGUGUCGAUUCUGAAGACAACUACUUCAUGUCUUUACCUGAAGAUGAGGAAGAUUUCCUAAUAAAAGAAUUUUCUAGUGUCUAUGAAGAUGCUCAAUGUGAGAGACUUAAUGCUAUGACUAAAAAUGAACUAAUUCAAGAAUGUAUUCUCAUGGAAUCUCGUCUAGAUCAUCUCACUAAAACUAUUAGAAAUGCAAAAUCUGAAAGAAUGCACAAACAAUCUGGUAAUGAGUGUGAUGCUGCAACAAGUGAGAAGCUACAAGAGCAGGCCGCUCGCAUUCAAGAAUUGCUCGCUGAGAAUUUAGAACUGAGACGUGAACGAGACUAUUUUGCAUCUGUUCAAAGAACUAUAUCUAGCACUAGUACAGACUCUGAAAGUGACAAAUACAAUUAUUGGGCUCUCAUAUUGAUGGUAUUUCCAUUCUUGACUCUCUUCGGUAAUGUGCUGGUGAUAAUGGCUGUAGCCCGCGAAAGAACUCUUCAAACGGUCACAAAUUAUUUUAUAGUUAGUCUGGCCCUCGCCGAUCUUCUCGUGGCUGUUGUCGUUAUGCCAUUUGCGGUUUAUGUUUUGUUUAAUGGCACGUGGGGCUUACCACCAUUCGUAUGCGACUUUUACAUAGCGAUGGACGUUAUAUGUUCUACUUCUUCUAUUUUCAAUUUGGUCGCCAUUUCUAUCGACAGAUAUAUCGCGGUGACCCAACCAAUAAAAUAUGCGAAGCACAAGAAUAAUAGACGUGUUUGGUUGACUAUACUUUUAGUAUGGGCCAUCAGCUCAGCUAUAGGAUCUCCAAUUGUUCUUGGGCUAAAUAAUACACCGGACAGACUACCAGAUCUGUGCUUAUUCUACAACAGCGAUUUUAUCAUUUAUUCAUCGUUAUCUUCCUUCUAUAUACCAUGCAUUAUAAUGGUGUUCUUGUAUUACAAUAUAUUUAAGGCUUUGCGUCUAAGAGCAUUGAAGCAUAGGGCAACAAAAAGACCACAUUAUAGCGAUUUGACGACUGCAACUGUAAUAGAAAAUGUUUCCCAAACUAGAAAGUUAGCAGAGACUGUUCUAGGUCCAUUGACUACUGCAGAUGAACGUCCAACAAAUACUGCCUCGGGAUCUAAUGAAGAAGAUGACGAUCAACUUGAGAGUUUCAGGUCAUCAGACGUGGACGAUUGUCAUAUUAUAGUUAACGAAAAGAAUGCGGAAUUUAUUCUUGCAACAGUUGUAGAAGAAGCCGGAUCAGUUGUGACUAAAUUGGCCACUCCGUCAGUAGCUGACGCUAAUGGAAACAAUGAUUCCGGUUAUGCCCCGAGUGGUGUAGAGUAUGUAUUACAUAAAGCCCCUGUCUCCCUUCCUGGAAGCCCAGCACGCAAAGUUCAAUUGCCAAGCACUACCGAAAAUCAAGAUCUAAAGCACUCAACACGUGGCCAUACUAGCGGAGAAGGCAGUGCCGGUUUAGAGAGGAAGUUAUCCGCUAAAUCUAGUACUGGCAGCAAAAAGGAACGAAAAAGUUCCACUGCAUCAAAAUUUACGAUAUAUAAAGUGAACAAAGCGUCCCGAAAAAAGAGAGAAAAAAAUUCAGCUAAAAAAGAACGAAAAGCUACUAAAACUCUGGCAAUUGUGUUGGGCGUGUUUCUUGUCUGUUGGGUACCAUUUUUCACAUGCAAUAUAAUGGAUGCUACAUGCACCAAAUUAAAUCUAGAUUGUCAACCAGGAGUGACUGCUUUCAUUCUAACAACUUGGCUUGGUUAUAUGAACAGUUUCGUAAAUCCUGUGAUAUACACAAUAUUUAAUCCUGAGUUCCGUAAAGCUUUUAAGAAGCUAAUGAAUAUCGGUACGUAA
Ctenocephalides felis (cat flea) is the source of this 2356-nucleotide messenger RNA. Its product is annotated as dopamine D2-like receptor. The record is from RefSeq and is a predicted model, not a curated record. The transcript is spliced from 9 exons. Gene Ontology annotation, molecular function: dopamine neurotransmitter receptor activity, coupled via Gi/Go; snRNA binding; G protein-coupled receptor activity. Gene Ontology annotation, biological process: adenylate cyclase-activating adrenergic receptor signaling pathway; negative regulation of transcription by RNA polymerase II. Gene Ontology annotation, cellular component: nucleus; cytoplasm; membrane. NCBI's taxonomy places the organism in Eukaryota, Metazoa, Arthropoda, Insecta, Siphonaptera, Pulicidae. The coding region runs from base 116 to 2356 and encodes 746 amino acids.